CGAAGCACAGUAAUGACGGAAACAUCAGAUUUGUGUUGUGUUUAUAAUCUGAAUGGAAUUAUUUAGAUCAGUGGCUAUGAAUAUAGUAGUGUUGAAUCUCUUAAGCAAGAUAGGUGUAUUGCAGUGUGUGGAUAAGCGCUGAGAAGUAGAGAAUAAUUUUCACAAAUGUCUAGUUACAUAAAAAGGGAACCAUCUCGGAGAUCCGAUGAUACCAUGGACGACGACGGUGAUGACAAGGAUGAUACCAAACGGAAAUCUCGAAAUUUGAGUGAGAAGAAACGUCGAGACCAGUUCAACAUGCUAAUCAAUGAAUUAAGUUCGAUGGUUUCUACAAACAAUCGUAAAAUGGAUAAAUCAACUGUUCUGAAGUCUACUAUAUCAUUUUUGAAAAAUCAUAAUGAACUAGCUGUUCGCUCAAGAGCACAUGAGAUUCAGGAAGACUGGAAACCGUCUUUCCUGUCAAAUGAAGAGUUUACACACCUUAUUUUAGAGGCAUUAGACGGUUUCAUCAUGGUGUUCUCCUCAUCUGGAAGGAUCUUUUAUGCUUCUGAGAGCAUUACUUCUCUCCUUGGCCAUUUACCAAGUGACUUAAUGAAUAUGACGAUCUAUGACAUGGUGUAUGAGGAGGAUCAGUCAGCUCUCUACAACAUACUACUGAACCCAGCUAGCAGUGUUGACUCAAUGAACUAUGGUGACACAAAAGAAAAUCAAGUAUCCUUUUCAUGUCACAUGCGUCGAGGUGGUCUGGAUUUCCGAGAUGAGGAUACAUAUGAGCUUGUUCAGUUUGUGGGCUAUUUUCGGUCAGAUAUUGAUCCAUUGGAGGUUGAUCACCUUAUUUCCAGCAGUAAUCGGCUGGUCAAUUUCUCUGGAGAAGUAGGCAUGAAAUUAGUUUUUGUCGGUGUUGGACGCUUGCAGACUCCACUAUUAAUCCGUGAAAUGUCAGUUGUGGACUCUACUAAAAGUGAAUUCACUUCAAGACAUAGCCUAGAAUGGAAAUUCUUGUUCCUUGAUCACAGAGCACCUCCCAUUAUUGGCUAUUUACCAUUUGAAGUACUGGGUACAUCAGGUUAUGAUUAUUACCAUGUGGAUGAUCUUGAGAAAGUUGUCACGUGCCAUGAAGCUUUGAUGCAGAAGGGAGAAGGUACUUCUUGCCAUUAUCGUUUUCUGACCAAAGGGCAGCAGUGGAUAUGGUUACAAACUAGGUUCUACAUAACUUACCAUCAAUGGAACUCGAAGCCAGAGUUCAUUGUAUGCACACACAGAGUUGUCAGUUACAUGGAUGUAAUGAAGCAAAUGAGAAAGGACCCUGAAGAAGGUGAACGAAGCCAAGACAGUGAGAUGGGUGCAUGGGAAUCUUCUGAUAAACAAGUGGGUACUACAUCACAAGGUAGCAUCUCUUCUAGUGCCUGGACUUCUCGAUCUUCAGCAGGGAAAGUCUCUAGAGCAGAGACAAAAUCGCCAGUGACACAGAAGCAGCAUCAGUCUGGAUGUACUACGAACACAGUUCCUUCUGCAGCUACUACUCCAGGUUCUGCUACACCUAGUCCUGGAUCUGCAUGUGAUUCUGCUGUGGGUGUUGCAGCAACCAGCUCCUCUGCACAGGCAACAUCAUCAAGAAAUUCACAACUUAGCACGCGACGGUCGAAGUCAGUCAGCAGCAAAAUACAGAUGCCUGUAACUCCACCAGCUCAACAGCAGCGGCAACAGCAGCAGCAACAACAGCAGCAACAACAACAACAACAACAAGAACAGUCAUCAUCUAAUGCGAUACCAACCUCAACGUCCCAAGUUUCACUACCAGUGGCAGCUCCAUUCUUAGAAGCCCAGCAGCAGUAUGUUACAGCCAUACCUGUCCAGCCAGUAUUGGCUACAGGUUUCCCAGCUGUUGUUACUACAUUGCCUGCAACUGAGCUGGUGCGGCAGCCAAUUGCAAUGACAACAGCGCAGAACACCAUUCAGGAGCAGUUGCAGCGCAAGCAUGAAGAGCUUCAGCAGUUGAUAGUACAACAACAAGAGGAACUUCGUCGUGUCUCAGAGCAGUUGUUUAUGGCACGCUAUGGUCUUCUUUCGCCUAUGUCACUUAAUAUCAGCAGCACUGCUGCCAGUCACCUUGUUACACUGCCAUACAAUGCAGCUGUUAGUAGCACAACUUCUGUGGGACGAGAGGGUGAAUCAUCUACUCCUGUCUCAUCAGAGCUUUACCAUGCGCCGAUCACUGUGGCUACUGUCACAGCCCGCACCCAUACACCAACGGCUUCCAUCAUGAUAGAUCCUCAGCAGGUGAAUUUGCAAGCUCAUGGAACAGAGGAACCAAUACCUUUUCAGCUUUCUCAGCAACAAGCGCAGUUGCUCUUUUCGUCUCCUAAUUCUGGACAACAACAACAGUGACCAAAUGGUGAAUUUCUCUAAACAUAAACAACACUAGUAAUUUCCAGACAUCAGAUACAGGUUAUUAAUAUCAAGAAAUGUUAUUUGUAGGAUACAGCUACUGUAAAAUUCAUGUUAUGUUUUGUAUUUCUAUUGUAUAUUGAAGAUAAUGUACAGGGUCUUAAAGUUGUUUGUAUAUAAUAUUGUAUAGAAUUUAAAAAUGAGAAAUAUUUUUGUGAUAGUAAUACAUCAAUGCUGUGAACAGAUGCAUUCCUUUAUU
Messenger RNA from Schistocerca nitens (vagrant locust), 2647 nucleotides. RefSeq names its product circadian locomoter output cycles protein kaput (gene Clk). Gene Ontology annotation, molecular function: DNA-binding transcription factor activity, RNA polymerase II-specific; RNA polymerase II cis-regulatory region sequence-specific DNA binding; protein dimerization activity. Gene Ontology annotation, biological process: regulation of transcription by RNA polymerase II; circadian regulation of gene expression. The transcript is spliced from 17 exons. Lineage: Eukaryota; Metazoa; Arthropoda; Insecta; Orthoptera; Acrididae. Gene Ontology annotation, cellular component: cytoplasm; CLOCK-BMAL transcription complex; nucleus. Bases 166 to 2388 code for a protein of 740 amino acids. The record is from RefSeq and is a predicted model, not a curated record.